AUGGAGGAGAAGAUUGGAAAAAAAUUAAAACUCAAGGAUUUAAAUCAAUACAGGCAGAAUGGACCCCCUGCAAUCCAGGAGGAAGUGGUUAGUGGUCUGCUGAGCUCUGUAUUGGGGCCAGUUGCAUUUAAUGUCUUUAUCAGAGAUCUGGAUGAAGAGAUUGACCUCACAGAGAACAAAAAGUAUAAUUGCACAGAUGUCUGUCUUCUCUCCCAGACACCCAAAGCUCUGACACAAAACGGAGCAGCACCUUCAAGUCUGUGGAGCAACACAUUCCCCAAGGCCCUUUUCCUUAGGAAACAUGCAAAUUUCACCUACAUAUGGGUCUGUUUCCUCACACCUGAAAUAUAUUUGGAGACACCACGAGUUCCCUGGGGAAAACUGUUCUGCCACAACGAGCUGAGAUCACUUGUGCCAAUGUUCAGGCUAAGAUAUUGUGAGGACCCUCCAUUAGAGCAUCACUGCAUGGUUCUCAGCCCUUCAAGAGGAGAGGUAAAACCAUUAGGAAGAAGAUCAAGCCAGUGGGAUGAACCAGCAGCUGUUGAGCGAGGAAUGCACUGGCAGUUUCUCAGGACUAAAGUGAGCUGGUGUGUGAAUCCAAUGCCUGCUGCUCUUUGAGCUACUGCCUGGACCAAUAAACCUCCUGUUAAAAUG
Lonchura striata (white-rumped munia) is the source of this 654-nucleotide messenger RNA. The record is from RefSeq and is a predicted model, not a curated record. NCBI's taxonomy places the organism in Eukaryota, Metazoa, Chordata, Aves, Passeriformes, Estrildidae.